AUGGCGAGCGAGACGACAUCUGGAGACUUGCAACUUGCGGCGGCCGCUGCUGGAUUCUCUCUUGGCUUCGGAUACUUGACUGUAGUUCGCGCCUAUAAGCAGACGAAGGCUAACAGAGCUCCUGCUCGGAGCGCGUACAUUUACAUGCUAUGGGGAGAGAUUUUGGCAAACCUGAUCCUUGGAAUCAUGACGUGGCUCUACCUCAAGGAUGUUGUGAAGACUACCCCAGUCCUUCUCUUCUUCAUCCUUGUCUUCUACGCGUUCGAAGUUCAACUUCUGAUGCAGAUCAUCAUCAAUCGAAUCGCCCUCAUCGCAGAACGAAAACCGACUGCGACCAAACUCAAGAUCGCAACAGCCGUCAUCAUCUCAUGCAUCAAUAUUGCCGUCUUUUGCAUCUUCAUUCCGAGCCACAUGAUACCUCCGGCGAACCAGACCUUCGUAAACAUCAACAAGUACUGGGAUCGUCUAUCGAAAGUCUUGAUUAUGCUUGUCGAUGCUUACCUGAAUUGGUAUUUCGUCUACGUCGUGCGGGCACGACUUGUCAAAUAUCAUGGUCUUAAAAAGUACAAACCCCUGAUCGGGUAUUAUACUCGCUUGGGUCUGGUGUCGGUCGCAAUGGAUCUUAUGCUUAUUGGACUGAUGUCCUUGAGAAAUCAUUUACUUUUUGUGCAAUUUCAUCCGGUUGCAUACAUGGUAAAGCUCAACAUAGAGAUGUCUAUGGCAGAUAUGAUAGUCAAAGUCGCGCGAUCAUCCGAAAACGACGUCAAGCCGAAAUCGUCCUCUCACACGCCAUUCCCCGAGCAAUCACGAUCACAUCAUACACGUACCCUACACGGCGACGAUGACAUGAACAUUGGCCCACAGAACACUGCAGUGAUUGGUCAUACCCAGCUUGACAAGGCACAGCGAAAAGACAUCCAAGGCAUCUCUCGCCAGACAGAAGUCCAAGUUUAUGUCGGAGAUGCGGACAGCGAUUUUCACUCCGAUAGUCUCGAGGACGGUAAAGAGCAGAACAGGAGUGGGAGAGGCUCGUAUGAGUCGCAGGUUCCAUUGAAGGAUCUUGGAAGGCCAAUAGAAGUGCGAUGA
Messenger RNA from Aureobasidium melanogenum CBS 110374, 1086 nucleotides. RefSeq lists its product as uncharacterized. The transcript is spliced from 6 exons. NCBI's taxonomy places the organism in Eukaryota, Fungi, Ascomycota, Dothideomycetes, Dothideales, Saccotheciaceae. The coding region runs from base 1 to 1086 and encodes 361 amino acids. The record is from RefSeq and is a predicted model, not a curated record.